Messenger RNA from Symbiodinium necroappetens, 1794 nucleotides. The record is from the annotation of a GenBank genome assembly. NCBI's taxonomy places the organism in Eukaryota, Dinophyceae, Suessiales, Symbiodiniaceae.
AUGCCGGAUGGGGCCUCGCCAGCACCGACGGUCGAACUCCGUCUCCUGAGCACAGCCGCCGCGCCUUCGCCCGAGGCUGAACACCAUGGCUUCCUGGAGGUGCCCUCUGCACGCCGAGGGCACCGAAGAUCGAGCCUGGCUCGCUUGACGGAGCUGGAGCACCAGCUGCACAGAGACAAAGGCCACCUCGCAGAAAAGAAGUUGGCAAAAGCCCUGGCCCUGGUACUGUAUACCUUGGCCCGCAUCUCUGCAAACCUUGUCAGUAUUGACUACGAGAAUCACAUAAGGAUUGUGAAUGCCCUUGCAAGGCCUCUGGUUACGGGACUAGGUGUGGGGAUGUUCCUGAUUCGAGAAGAGCGGUUUUCGACGAAGUCGCGUCUGCUGAUCUGGAGCCGCCGGACGGUGUUUGUACUCGCGAUCUUCGUCUUUGAUGAGAGCAUGUCAACACUGCGAGCUGCCUUGCCCAUCUUGUCUGUUCUACCUUGGGAGAUCACUUGCAAUGUCAUGCAGGUUCACAUGACCAACCUAAGAUUGCAAGCUUUGGGAUGGCGAUUGACGGCCAAGUUCUGCCAUAUUAUGGCAGCGAUCGGCUGCAGCUUCUUGUUGGGGGGUCUGGUAAUCCUAACUUCUCGGAUCUCCAUCAGCGAAUUUGGCAAGGAAGGCAAUUUAACUGUGGAGCGUGUUGGUGCUCCAGCAUCCUUCCUGCUUUUUUUCAGCUUCUUCUGCUGCUGGACGACACUCUUCACCCAGUGUGGGGCUUUGUGCCAGGCGGGGAGCAAAGCUAUGGUUGCAGGGCGUGCUGACCUUGAUCUGGACCUCAAGCUAACGGCCUGCUUUUUGUACUUGAAUGCUCUUCUGGUGCUGCUUGGCCCUGCUCUGGGCUUCUGGAGUUGGGCGCAGUUCGUCAGGCGCAUUGAGAUGACAUGGCUUACCAUUGACAUCUGCGUGCAGAUCUUCACUGCCCUUGCCUUGAGCGGGAUGAUGGGGCCUCGGAACCCCAUGGACGCAUUCCGAAAACUCGCGGACCUGUCGGGCUACGGCUUUGCAUCCAAGCGCAUCACCUUCCCUGGGCACAUCAACGAAAGGGCUGCAAAGUGUAUCGUCUCCUUUCCGGGGGUCUAUAACAAGCUCUGGGACAAGGCCGUCAAAGCUGUCAGGGAUGACUUCGUGACUGAAGAGGACCUGUGCUCUUUGGCAUGUGUGUUCUUGACAGACUCGGCCUCUGGUUUAGGGCAGCACUCCAUGAAUCCGGACACGCCGGGCAAGUGCUGGUGUCAUGCUAUCUACGGUCAAAUUCGGGCAUCGGCAUACCUCCGCGUGGUGGAAGUGGAUCCGUGCGAGGCCGACAGCAUUGAAAGUCGGGAGAAGCUGCGUCACGAGGUGGCGGAUGCCGACGCCAUGAAUCAGGUUCUACUGAUCAAGAGCGAGCAGAACGACCUAGAGUGGCAGAAGCAAUACGCGCGAGCCUUGCGUACAGCUCGGGAUCUUGGCCAGGAGAACGGUGGGCGAGCACCCUGGGGCUGCCAAUGGUUCGAAGUCUGGAAGAAGAACGUGGACCGAGCCGUGGAACUGAAGCAAGAGCUCCACGUCUUCUACUUCCAAGGGAGGAAGGGUCAAGGGAAGCUAAGCUGGGAGGAUCUCUCUAGCGAUGCCGCGAAGAACAGGGUGAGGCCGGAGUCGGGUCUGGGCGCCUCUCAGACGGCGGAAGUGGCCUACCUCCUGAAGAUGGGGAUCCCCUUUAAAGAGCACGAUGUCCAGGACUUCCUGAGCUUUCUGUCCUCCGAGAGCUCCUAG